CCUGUUCUUUGAUCUUAUAGCUACAACAAUAUUGCAUUUUUCAGUUUUUCCUUGCCACAGCAGAGCUAAGAAGUUCAUGAUUUCUGAGGCCAGGAGUGUAGAAAACAGCAAAAGUUUGAAAGUUUGAUACUGAAAACAAGAGUUAGCUGUACUGUAACAUAUAUACAGAGUACAAAGGAACAGGUGUCAAAACGUUCAGCAUUUCUUGCAAUUCAUCCAAAUUUAGACCUAGGGCUAAAUAUAAACGACAAGAGCAGAGGAUGGAUGGUUACACUUACAUAUCUGCUGGCAGUCUCUAGCAGCAGAAGUAUGGCAGGAAGGCUCUCCUUUUUGCCAGAAGUAUUAGUAAUAUUUACACUGGUAAAUUAAUUAUACAUUUUAAUCAAAAUCAGGUUAAAUUAAAAAAAAAAAUCAGAAAAAAUGUUGACUUUAAGAACAUAUGUUACACCUAAUCCUGAACAAGCAAGACGUGGCCUUUUGACCACUUCUGAUGUUCUUUAGCUCUCACUUCCUGCGUAUCCCACCGUACCACACACUGCAAUGGGUGAGCUCCCGUGUGCUGCCGUGAUGGCAAACCAAGGCCGGAGGAUCCCUGCGCGGCAUCGCCUGGCGGCUUUCAGUGCCUUCCCUGGUGGUGCCAGUUCCUUUCUCGACCACUGUGACAUCCGUGUCUCGCUGCCCAGAGGACGGCGCCAGCACGGCGUUGGGGGUCCGUGUUCACAGCCCCUCUCCAUGGUCACACGGGCGAGGGAGCCGCCAGCGGAGUGCCCGGGCCCCGCCGGGCUCCGCCGGGCCCCGCCGGGCUCCGCCGGGCCCCGCUCCCGACCCGCACCCGUCCCGCUCGGUCCGUACCGCCGGCCCUGCCAGCUGUGCGCAACACACGGGAAAACAUCUCUCGCUUCCGCCAGUGAAACCCGCAAUGUGGCAACCAGGCUGGAGCAAUAACCAGUCAUGGAAAGAAAAAUCUGAUUUGCAUCUGGGGCCGGGGCCUGACGUCAGGCGGAGCAGGAAGCAGCGCUGGGAGCCUGCCGGGGAUCGCCGGCAGUGUCGCGGGCUCCUUCCCCGGCGGCGAGCUCGCCUGCCGCGCUGGGACAGGCUGCGAGGGCAGCCCUGAAGCGAGGAGGAAGCUCCGGGGAGGAGGGAAGCGGGCGGUGAGUGCAGCCGCCGCGGGGCCCGGGCAGCGCGCAGCAUGCGGAGCCGCUGCUGACGGCCGCGCCGGGGACCAAGGGCUGUGCGGGCAGGGAGCGCGGAGCCAUGGCCCUGCAGCCGCCGCCGCUCGCCCUCCGAGCGGGCUCGGCCCCGCCGCUCUACAUCCACAGCAUGCCCGCCUGGGUGCUGGAGGACUUCUGCCAGAAGAUGGACUGCUUGAGCGACUACGACUGGAUGCGAUUCGCCUCCUAUGUGAUCACUGAUCAAACAGAGCUACGGAAAAUCAAGUGCAUGGAGAAGACAGGGAUCAGCAUCACGAGGGAGCUGAUGUGGUGGUGGGGAGUGAGGCUGGCGACAGUGCAGCAGCUCCUGGACCUGCUGCAAGGGCUGCAGCUUUACCGAGUGGCUCAGGUCAUCCUGGACUGGACAUCGGCCUCUAACAUCACCAGCACUGAGAAAGAAGAGCCAGAGCCACCCAAACAGAUCAUAUCUGUACCUCCCACAGGAGGCAAAAGCAGAGAGAAAGAAAAUGCGCUAAGUUUGUUGCCAUCUCCAGACUCCUCACACCUGGGAGCAGUCCCGGCAGGCAUUUCAGGUGCUGUUUCUGAAGGAGCCUUGUAUUCCCUCCCUGCUCCACCACCUCCCCCGAGAGACCUUUUGAAUUCCCUACAGUCCAAUCCUCCUGUUUUAUCAAGUGUGAAGCCUUGCAGCUCUUCUACUCCUCAGCAGGAGACGAUGGGUGAUCUCCCUAGCGGGAGCCUUCUGUGGACCCAGAGGGAAAUUGCUAAUGCCACAAACAGUUUCAGUGACAAGAACAGAAUCUGUGAAGGUACUUUUGCAGACGUCUACAAAGGUCAGAGGAACAACAUGGUGUUUGUCAUCAAGAGACUCAAAGAGCUCGAGUGCACAAGCCCAAAUUCCACGCAGAGGUUCUUUCAUACAGAAGUGCAGAUUUGCUUUCGGUGUUGUCACAUAAACAUUCUGCAGCUGCUGGGCUUCUCGGUGGAAACUGGAUUGCACUGUCUGAUAUAUCCGUACUUGCCCAAUGGCUCCCUGCAAAACAAGCUUCACUGCCACAAUGAUUCUGCUCCACUGACCUGGGAGAUGCGAAUUAGCAUUUCUAUAGGAGUUGUCAGAGCAGUGGAGUAUUUGCAUAAUUUUGGAAUUCUUCAUGGGAAUAUCAAGAGCUCCAAUGUCUUGUUGGAUGAAAACUUUACACCAAAGCUUGGACAUUCUGGCCUGCGAUUGCAUUCUUCUGAUAAAAAAUCAGAAUAUGCCAUGAUGAAAACCAAAGUCCUGCAAGCUUCUCUUACUUACCUGCCAGAAGAUUUUGUCAGACAUGGGCAGUUAACAGAAAAAGUGGAUAUAUUCAGCUGUGGUGUGGUCUUAGCAGAGGUACUGACUGGGAUUAAGGCACUGGAUGAAGACAGACACCCAAUUUACCUGAAAGAUAUGAUUGCCGAUGAAAUUCAAACAGCAAAGGAAAGCUCACAAUCCAAAGCAAAAAAUCUGGAAAAACUGGCUGCCAAGGAAAUCUGCUGCAAAUACCUAGACAGAAAAGCAGGGCACCUGCUGGAAGAGGUGGCUGUUGAUUUUGCAUCAGCCAUCUGCCUUUGUCUGAGAAAAAAGAAUUCGAACAUAGCAGAGGUACUUGAAAUUAUGGAAAUGGCUGAAAACAAAUUAAAAGAGCAUUACAUCUAUGGAAGCAGCACUUCUGGAUUCUCCAUGAACACUCCAGAGGAAACUGAUGAUGACACAGCCAGUCUGAGCGUGGAUGGGCCUUGUGCAGAGGGGAAUAAAGAGGAGAGAGCCCAGGCAGCAGUUCUGACCAGCAGCAGCCCCUGUGUGCCUUCCGUGGGGGCCGUGGCACCCGACACGUACGGAGGAUACGUGUCACGGGUCCCGUGUGAGUCAGAUGAGUCCAGCAGUUUCAUGUGGAAUCCUCCAGAAAAAUCCACAGAGGAGUUACCGAGCCACAGCUGUACCAAUUCAGAAAAAGUGGCAGCCUGUGAUUACAGGAUCAAGCAGGGAAAGCCUGCCCACGGACUGCAGCAGAGAAGCGUGGCGAGCGCCAGGGGCGAUGGCAUCCCAGAGACAGCAGCUGCUGCCCAGGGCACCUGUCCACAGGGAGACACAGACCUGCACUCUUCAUGUGCUCCACAAGCCUUAGCCAGAGAGACAUCUUGGAAAAUACAGAUAAAUGAUCAAAAAAAGAAGCUCAUGGAAAAUAUUUUGCUGUAUGAAGAAGACAAAUUAAACAGUUCUGAACUUUUUGAAUGAUAAAUUGGAUGGAUUUAUUAGCAGUGGCCAGCUAAGAGGAAGAAAUAAGGACUGUUUCCUCAUUAGAAAGACGGUAAAAGUGUACCUUUCAUGUAAGAUUAGGUAGCAGAUUUGGAUCAGGAACAUUAGCCCUGACUGAAGGAAACAAGUGCCACAUGGAGAAGCACUAGAAAAUGCCUGCUCUAUAGCAGAUUAAAGCACAAUCCCAUACUGUACACAGAAAUGCCUUCUGCCUUUUGACCCGCAAUGUGGAAAGGAAGGGCAAACACAAGUGCCAAAAGAAGUUAUGAUUCACUUGCAGUGUGUUUCAGGAAGCAUCUGUUGGUCUCACUAAACCCCAGUGGCAGGAGUUACAGAGCAAAUGCUGACCAGGGGCCAGCAGCAAUGCCCUGUGAUGUUUGGCCACUGCGCACAGCAGACAGGGAUCCUCAGAGUCACUGGGGCUUUUCCAGUGGCUCUCUCCUAUUCCAUAUAAUCUUAGUCCACAUAUUAAAACCACUGCAGUACCAGAGAGGGGGAUUUUUAUGCAAAUUCUCAGAAUGUUGUGCAUGGCUUCUUCUCGGUUUGAGCUGCACUGACCACAGGUGUGAGUAAAUCAUUUCAGCCACUUUCCUCUGCUCUCUGAGCUUCUCUCCCACCUACACAUGUGGCACCACUUCAGUCCAAUCUUUCAGUUCACUUCUGGGAGCUCUAAGGCCGUGUUUAAUACUUCAUAGGAGUACUUCUGGGACUUGUUUGUUUCUAAGUGUCCUUUACAUGGUGAUGUUUCUCAUUGUGCUUCACACAGUAACUGUUGUAUAUUUUGGAUUAGGGAAAAUAUUUUAAUUUAAAAUAGCUUUGAUUUUUUUGUAGGACACUUGAGACAUAAUUUGUUAUAUUUAUUUUGGCAAUGGGUCAAAUAUAAGCUAAUAAAGGGACUAAUUGAUGGUUCCACACUCACCAGGCAUUCUCAGAGGAACCCUUGUGGGUGUCCCUUGGUUCACCCAGCAGUAGGAGCCUUGGUCCCAGGCCCAGGGAUCACAUGCAAAAGAAAAAUUAGAAACAUGUAUGCUGUGUAUUUAUGAUCAAGUGAAAGACCCCUUAAGAAAGUAUCACUUUUGGUUUUAUGAUGUUUAUUAUUUGUACUAUUGCUAGCAUAUUUCACUUUGUGCAGUCUAGGGAAAAUCAGGUUUAUUAUGAACCAAAAGAAUUAUCAGAGUAUGUAGCUCAGCUUCCAGACAGGUGAGCUGCCUCCUGAACACAGGGAACAGGGCCUGAUGUGCAUAGAUGGCUGCAACUCUCAGUGCAGUUCGGGGAACAAAAAUGAAAUUAAUUAUAUGUAAUGAUUUUCAGUGGAAUUGUGUAUCAGUAUAUAUUCCUAGCUUUAUACAAAGGCCUCACGCCUAUUUUUGUACAGUACCUGGUUCAUUGUAUGUAUUAUUAUGAGCAAGUAAAAGUAUUUUAACUAAAACCUGAGUACUGGAAUUACCUACACAUUUCUCAAGUUAUUCUCUACACUAAAAACUGGUAAAAUUCCUUAAUUAUAAGUGCCUUGGAUACUGUCUUUGUAUUUACUGGGGUUUUUUAUUAUUAUUUUACCAGAAUCAAACCAAGAUAAGAUUAGUACUGACAUAAGAAACAUUGUAGACUCGUUGUUGGUCAAUGACUGCUUAAUUCUACAGGAGAUUUAAUUGAGGUAUUUUAGGGUGCUGAAAAUAUAAUAUUCAUUGUUUUUCACGGGUAUAUUCUGGGAAACCCAUGAUAAAAUCCUCGUGUCUUCUCCAGAGAGGAAUGCAGAGCUGAAUGGGAAAUUCGAGUUUUAAACUGAGAAAUGUAGUUUGUGCACAGUUCUGUUUACAAAAGUCCUUUAGAAGUUUUGUUCUCCUGUAAUCACCAAAUGGAAUUGUUAUUGUUUGUUUUGUACUCUAAUAGUUUUGAAAUAUUCUGAGGUGAUUUAGGUAGUCAUACAGAGUUACCUAAAUAUCUAGCAUAACAUACAUAAGACACUGUGUGGUCUUACAUUAACACUGUUAUGUAACUUGGCAGUUCAGAACUCUGUUUAUGAAUUACCAUUUACUAAUAGCUUUGUGAAUAAAAAAACUGGAAAAAUCA
This is a messenger RNA of Prinia subflava (tawny-flanked prinia), 5520 nucleotides long. RefSeq names its product interleukin-1 receptor-associated kinase-like 2. Lineage: Eukaryota; Metazoa; Chordata; Aves; Passeriformes; Cisticolidae. The record is from RefSeq and is a predicted model, not a curated record. Bases 1255 to 3429 code for a protein of 724 amino acids. Gene Ontology annotation, biological process: signal transduction; protein phosphorylation. Gene Ontology annotation, molecular function: protein kinase activity; protein binding; ATP binding. Gene Ontology annotation, cellular component: plasma membrane. The transcript has 13 exons.